This is a messenger RNA of Patella vulgata (common limpet), 1662 nucleotides long. Its product is annotated as probable imidazolonepropionase. Gene Ontology annotation, molecular function: imidazolonepropionase activity. Lineage: Eukaryota; Metazoa; Mollusca; Gastropoda; Patellidae. The record is from RefSeq and is a predicted model, not a curated record. The transcript is spliced from 9 exons. Gene Ontology annotation, cellular component: cytoplasm. Bases 142 to 1470 code for a protein of 442 amino acids.
GGUUCAUCAAGAUAGAGGUAAGCUUGUGUACUAGAUUGUCAACACGAACUGUAUAAUAAAGUAUACAGACCUUACUCUGGACUGGAGUGAUUGUCCCAAGUAAAACAGAUUUGGAAUAAUUUGGGAUACACGUUGAUGUAAAUGAGCACCAGAAUGCCAGCUUACAGACUUCUAAUAAAGUCAGCAAAACAAGUAGUACAAGUAACAAACAAUGGCUCCCGGAUGCUGUAUGGAAUAGAUAUGAGUCGUGUUGCUGUUCUCGAAUCUUCUACUAGUCAAGGAUUUAGUAUUGUUGUUGAUAAUGAUGGAAUUAUAGUGGACAUAGAUACGGAUGACGUCAUUAUGAAAAAAUAUCGUGAAGAAACAUUUCAGAAUGUAAUUGAAGCAACAGGCAAGAGUGUUAUACCAGGUCUGGUUGAUGGCCACACUCACCCAGUGUGGGCAGGAGAUCGUGUUCAUGAGUUUGAGAUGAAGUUAGCUGGAGCAACGUAUAUGGAAGUACAUGAUGCUGGUGGGGGAAUACACUUUACAGUAAAUCAUACAUGUGAGGCUACAGAAGACAAGUUACAUACACUCUUUCAAAGCCGACUGAAAGCGAUGGCCAGAGCCGGGACCACUUUGGUGGAGUGUAAAAGUGGAUAUGGUCUGGAUACGGAAAAUGAGAUGAAAAUGUUGCGGGUAAUAGAUCGUGGAAAGAAACUUGGAGGGAUUGAUAUCUCCAGCACAUACUGUGGGGCUCAUGCAAUUCCCAAAAACAAAACUGCCUCCGAAGCCACUAAAGAUGUUCUAGAAAAUCAAAUACCUGCUAUUAAAAGUCAGAUUGAUGACCAAAAUCUGAGUGUAGACAACAUUGAUGUGUUUUGUGAAAAGGGGGUAUUUGACGUUCAACAGUCACGAGAUAUUCUAAAUGCCGGGAAACAAAUUGGACUUAAUAUAAAUUUCCAUGGUGAUGAACUCAAUCCACUUGGUUCUGCAGAGAUGGGAGCAGAGAUUGGCGCUACAGCUAUCAGCCAUUUAGAAGAAAUAUCCGACAAUGGAAUACUGGCUAUGGCACGUUCCAAAACAAUAGCAGUAAUACUUCCUACUACAGCAUAUAUCCUACGGUUAAAACCACCUCCUGUAAGACAGAUGAUCGACACGGGCGUGCCUGUUGCCCUUGGCUCAGAUUUUAAUCCUAACGCAUAUUGUUUAUCAAUGCCAACCGUUAUGCAUUUAGCAUGUGUUAACCUGAAGAUGUCAAUGUCUGAAGCUCUUUGUGCUGCUACUAUAAAUUCUGCAGCUUCAUUGGGUAGAUCAGACACACAUGGUUCUAUAGAAAAGGGCAAACUGGCAAAUCUUGUUAUAAUAGAUUCUCCAAAAUGGCAACAUAUCAUCUAUGAGUUGGGUUGUCACAGUGAGAUCAUAAGUUACGUGAUAUGGCAUGGAGAGGUUGUACAUUCUAAACGAACGUUAAAUACUAGUAUCCUGUAAAGCAGGAAUUUUUACAUUUACAUUUUAUUCAUGCUAAAGUUGCUAUUGAUCUAACUCUAUAGCCUGUUGCGAUUUGUGUGGGAUGAAAAUAGUCGUGACAAUUUGUUACUGAAUUUAGUCGAAAUACUGUAUGGGCAAUAGUUUCAAAAAAAUUUUUUUUACAAUUUAACAAAAAAAACCGUAGUGUUUAAA